This is a messenger RNA of Dromaius novaehollandiae (emu), 2316 nucleotides long. It is a transcript of the gene ING3, whose product is annotated as inhibitor of growth family member 3. Gene Ontology annotation, biological process: regulation of DNA-templated transcription. The record is from RefSeq and is a predicted model, not a curated record. The transcript is spliced from 13 exons. Bases 381 to 1529 code for a protein of 382 amino acids. Gene Ontology annotation, cellular component: NuA4 histone acetyltransferase complex. NCBI's taxonomy places the organism in Eukaryota, Metazoa, Chordata, Aves, Casuariiformes, Dromaiidae.
GCGUCAGAGGCGCGGACAGCCAAUUGCGGCGCGGCCGAGGCGAGCCCCGUCAGCCGCCAAUGUUGUUUUCGCUGAGUCGAGCUGCUGGUGUUGUUGGCGGCGGCGCCAUAUUGGAAGGGACGAGCCCCCGUUAGCGAGAAGCCCCUUGGCGCUGGCCCGGCCGCCGCCAUGCUGUAUCUGGAGGACUAUCUGGAGAUGAUCGAGCAGCUUCCCAUGGAUCUGCGCGACAGGUUCACCGAGAUGCGCGAGAUGGACCUGCAGGUGCAGAGGACAAAAAACCUUUAGAACUUGGAGUCCUGCCUGUCCCAUGCUGGAGAGCACAAGAACCUUGAUGAGAAUCCUACCAGAAUGCAAUUCUGCUUCUUGGAAGUUAAGAUGCAAUGGAUCAACUUGAGCAGAGGGUAAAUGAAUUUUUUAUGAACGCAAAGAAAAAUAAACCUGAAUGGAGAGAAGAACAAAUGACGUCUAUCAAAAAAGAUUAUUAUAAGGCUUUGGAAGAUGCAGAUGAAAAAGUACAACUGGCUAACCAAAUAUAUGACUUGGUAGACCGUCAUCUGAGAAAAUUGGACCAGGAACUUGCCAAAUUUAAAAUGGAACUUGAAGCAGAUAAUGCUGGAAUAACAGAGAUAUUAGAGAGGCGGUCUCUGGAGCUGGAUACACCAUCACAGCCUGUGAAUAACCAUCAUGCCCAUUCGCACACUCCAGUAGAGAAAAGGAAACACAAUCCAUCUUCUCACCAUAGUACAACAGAUCACGUUCCUGAGAAGAAGUUUAAAUCUGAAGCUCUCCUAUCUACUCUCACUUCAGAUGCUUCUAAAGAGAAUACACCAGGGUGUCGAAACAGUAAUUCAUCAUCCUCUUCAAACAAUGCAUACAAUACAAACUCUUCUCAACCAUUGGCAUCAUAUAACCUGGGCUCAUUAUCUUCAGGAUCUGGGGCCGGUGCUAUUACCAUGGCAGCAGCUCAAGCAGUGCAAGCCACAGCACAGAUGAAGGAAGGAAGAAGAACAUCCAGUCUAAAAGCCAGCUAUGAAGCAUUUAAGAACAAUGAUUUUCAAAUUGGAAGAGAAUUUUCACUAUCCAGAGAUUCAACUGGAUAUUCAUCAUCAGCUCUGGCAUCCACAUUAACACAGACGUUAAGUUCAUCAACCACAGAUUCACGAAGUGGCAGAAAAAGCAAAAACAACAACAAAUCCUCAAGUCAGCAGUCCUCAUCAUCUUCCUCCUCUUCCUCUCUAUCAUCAUGUUCUUCUUCAUCUGCAUUAGCACAAGAACUGUCUCAGCAAACAGCAGUAAUACCAGAGUCUGAUUCAAACAGCCAGGUUGACUGGACCUAUGAUCCAAAUGAACCACGUUACUGCAUUUGUAAUCAGGUGUCCUAUGGUGAAAUGGUAGGCUGUGAUAAUCAAGAUUGCCCUAUUGAGUGGUUCCAUUAUGGCUGUGUUGGACUGACAGAAGCACCAAAAGGGAAAUGGUACUGUCCACAGUGUACGGCUGCAAUGAAGAGAAGAGGCAGUAGACAUAAAUAAGCUUCUUCAUUUGGAAAACAAAUUACAUACUAAAGAUUUUAUAGAGGACUUGGUGGGGGGGGUGGGGAGGGAACGCACCACACUUCUUGCAACCACUUAAAGAAGGGUUAACAUAGCAGUCAUAAGAUCUUGGAACUAUUGAUUUUGCUAGUUGUGUUUUAAUAUUGUAAGCAAAUUAUUUAUGCACAUUGAUGUGCUACAGAUACUAUUCCAGUGAGCCUUGGAUUGUUCCAGUGGCUAACAUAUGCAGACAUUUGUACUCAAACCAUUUUCUCUAAGCAAUGGGCAUUCUACAAUAAUUCAGUCUUCAAAGAAUUCUCAUAAGUGAAGAUUUUAAAUGUAUGUUUUAUAUUCAACAGAUAUAUUCUGCUGCAUGUACUGUACUCAAGAGCUGUUAUGUAACAUUAUGUAUAUAAAUGGUGCAAAAAGUCAGUGCUUCUAAUAAGAAUAUAAGACAGUGGUUUUUAAAAUGCCUUUAUAGCUUUGGUUCUUUAUGAAACUUAAUUCAGCAGGCUGAAGAAAAUGGUUCUUGUAUACAGCGGGCUGUUGUCCUCUAGGGUACUUGAGUAUGUAAAAACAAAAAAAAAAUGCUGUAGAAUAAAACAAACUUGUGCCAUUAGUCUUUAUAUGUUUCUGCCCCAGACAAGGUGCAGGUCAUAAGAAGAAGAAAAAAAAAAGGUGUUAAAGUGAUGAUAAAUUUUUAUACCAAAUGUGUUUAUUUUUUUGUGCAAGUAAUCCUUUAAAUUUGAAUUGUAUUAGGUGUUAAAAUAAAACAAAAUGACCUUAA